Messenger RNA from Glycine soja, 3901 nucleotides. Its product is annotated as F-box/LRR-repeat protein 7-like. Gene Ontology annotation, biological process: SCF-dependent proteasomal ubiquitin-dependent protein catabolic process. NCBI's taxonomy places the organism in Eukaryota, Viridiplantae, Streptophyta, Magnoliopsida, Fabales, Fabaceae. Gene Ontology annotation, cellular component: SCF ubiquitin ligase complex. Bases 491 to 1750 code for a protein of 419 amino acids. The transcript is spliced from 4 exons. The record is from RefSeq and is a predicted model, not a curated record. Gene Ontology annotation, molecular function: protein binding.
AUUGGUUUGUUCUACUAAUAUAACCUUCAAUAAUUUGUUCUACUGGGUGGUCGUCUUGUUGAUCUAUCCUUCUCCUUGAUGCCGAGAACUUCGAGCCACCGAUCCAAGAUGCAGCAGCAUCUAAGGUAGCCUGAGAAAGUCUCAUAAACAGAAACGAUAUUUCACAAAUACUAUUAAAAUGAACAGAAACGAUAUAAAAUAGCACUCACAAUUUUUUUUUUAUAAUUUUAGUUAGCAAAACAGAAGAAAAUAUGUUGAAAACAAUGACAGUGACAGCUGAACAAAAGAGUAUAUUUUUUGUCGAUCGAAAUUGCCCAAUGAACCAAAGGAAUAAAGGGGAUUUUGACGUAAAUUUCGCACUAGCUAGCUGUAGUUGACAAUCAUUGGUGCACCAAAUGAAAGCUGAAGCAACACAACACUCUCUUCUACUUCUAAUUCCCAUCUGCAGUUAUUAGCCCCAAAUCCUGGGGUUACGGUUUCAUCUGCGUCGAUGGCUUCGAAUUCGAUCGACGGCGACGCCGUAUUGGGGUCGGGGCUGUGCAUAAACGACGUGUUAAGGGACGACGAGCUGCGUUCCAUUCUGGGGCGUGUGGAGAGCGAGAAGGACAAGGAAACGUUCGGGCUGGUCUGCAAGCGAUGGCUCCGGCUGCAGAGCACAGAAAGGAAGAAGCUCGCCGCACGUGCGGGCCCUCACAUGCUCCGAAAAAUGGCCGAUAGGUUCACACGCUUGGUCGAAUUGGACCUCGCUCAGUCCGUCUCUCGUUCCUUCUAUCCUGGCGUCACCGAUUCCGACCUCGCCGUCAUCGCCACUGCCUUCACUUGCUUGAAGAUCCUCAAUUUGCAUAAUUGUAAAGGAAUUACAGAUGCUGGAAUGAAGGCGAUUGGUGAAGGUCUUUCCUUAUUACAGUCGUUGGAUGUGUCGUACUGUAGAAAGCUCACUGACAAGGGAUUAUCAGCUGUUGCCAAAGGCUGUUGUGACCUAAGGAUAUUGCAUAUGGCUGGUUGCAGAUUUGUUAAUGAUGGUGUAUUAGAAGCUCUCUCCAAAUAUUGUCGUAACUUGGAGGAGUUGGGAUUGCAAGGGUGCACAAGUAUUACUGAUAAUGGACUGAUAAACCAUGCAAGUGGCUGUCGACAGAUCAGGUUUUUAGACAUCAAUAAAUGCAGUAAUGUUAGUGAUGUUGGGGUUUCUAGUUUUUCUAGUGCUUGUUCGUCUUCUCUCAAGACAUUGAAGUUGUUAGAUUGUUACAAAAUUGGUGACGAAACCAUAUUAUCCAUUGCCGAAUUCUGUGGUAAUCUGGAGACUUUAAUCAUUGGUGGUUGCCGGGAUGUCUCUGCUGAUGCGAUAAAGUCGCUGGCUACUGCAUGUGGAAGCAGCCUUAAGAACUUGAGGAUGGAUUGGUGUUUAAACACUUCUGAUUCUUCAUUGAGUUGUGUUUUAAGCCAAUGCAGAAACCUUGAGGCACUGGACAUUGGUUGCUGUAUAGAGUUGACUGAUGCUGCUUUUCAGCUAAUGAGCAAUGAGGAGCCUGGAUUGAGUUUGAAGAUUUUGAAGGUUAGUAAUUGUCCAAAGAUCACAGUGGCAGGUAUAGGAAUUAUUGUGGGUAAAUGCACUUCCCUGCAAUACUUGGAUGUGAGGUCAUGCCCGCAUAUUACAAAGGCUGGCCUAGAUGAGGCUGGUUUCCAUUUUCCUGAAUUCUGCAAGAUUAAUUUUAAUGGUAGUAGCAUCAGUGAGCCUGUUGUGCUUCUUUGAUACCCUAAUUAUUUUAAAAGAUUGGCUUCAUAGUUAAAUGUUCCUAUGUAAACUUUAUUGGUAAGGCGUGCCUUUGUAAAUUUGAUGAGAAUCUGGGCUGUUCUGGUGUGGUUAGUUUUCUUGUGCAACCCAUGUAUGAUGUAGCAUGUAUAUCAGUGCACUAAAUGGUAUUGGAUGUAUCAUAUUUUAUUGAUCAGUUCAGUUGUAAAUUUGAAGAGAACAUUUUCCCCCCUCUCGCUUUCCACAAAUUUGUACUUUUCACUUGAUUAGCCCUGAAUAUGAGCAUAAGAUGGUUGCUUUCCUUUCUGUCACGGGAAGAUUUUCGAUAGAACUAAAUUUCUAUGUUUGAUUAAAUGGGUUCAGUUUAAAUGAUCAUUAGCUUUGUCAAAAUUAGUUUCACUCGCUUGGUCGAGUUGGACUACUCCAAGUUCGCUUCACUCAUUGGUGGUUGCUGGCAUGUCGCUGGUGACUGCUUGUGGUAGCAGCCUUAAAAUCUUGGGGGUGGAAACAUUUCUGAUUCUGCAGUGAGCUGUAUUUUAAGUCGAUGCAGAAACCUUGAGUUGACUGAGGCUGCUUUUCAUCUUAUGAGCAAUGAGGAGGCUGGAUUGAGUUUGAAGAUAUUGGAUGUUAGUUAUUGUGACGAGAUCACAGUGGCGGCAGAAUUCAUGAGUGGGACGACGGAGAACUGAAGAAGAAGGGGCAUUUCACAUUUACUCAAUCUAAGCUACUCAUUGACAAUCAUUGAUUCAUGCACCAAAUUAGGGUUCUUCUUUCCUGUAUGUCUGAGGUAAGGCUUUGUUGUUAUGUUACGCCAGUAAUAAUUCCCAUUUGCAAUCAGCCCUAAAUCCUGGGGUUAGGGUUUCCUCCGCAUCAAUAUCAAUGUCUUUGAAACGGGGAUCGCCGCUGUGCAUAAACGAUGUUUUAACGGACGACGUGUUGUGUUUGAUUCUGGGGUGCGUAGAGAGCACCAAGGACAAGGAAGCGUUCGGGUUGGUUUGCAAAAGAUGGCUUGGGUUGCAGAGCACGGAAACGAAGAAGAUCACCGCACGUGCGGGUCUCCACAUGCUCCGAAGAAUGUCUGAUAGGUUCACACGCUUGGUCGAAUUAGACUACUCCCAGUUCGCUUCCCAUCGCAUCUAUCCCGACAUCACCGAUUCCGACCUCGCUGUCAUUGCUAGAGGCUUCCCUUGCCUGAGAAAUUACAGAUUCUGGAAUGAAAGCCAUUGGCGUAGGUCUUACCCUAUUGCAGUCGUUGGACGUGACACUCUGUACAAGGCUGACGGACAUGGGAUUAUCGGUUGUUGCCAAAGGCUGUUGUGACUUAAGGAUAUUGCGUAUGGCUGCAUGCAAAUUUGUUACAGAUGGUGUAUUGGUAGCUCUCUCCAAAAAUUGUCAUGACUUAGAGGAGUUGAGAUUGGAACUCACAAGUAUUACCGAUGAUGGACUCAUAAGCCUUGCAAGUGGCUGUCAUCAUACCAAGAUUUGAAACCUCUAUUUAUGCCAGCCGUAAAGUCAGUGAUGUUGGGGUUUCUAGUAUUUGUAGGGCUUGUUCUCGUCUCAAGACAUUGAAAUUGAUGGAUUGCUACGAAAUUGGGGACGGAACAAUAUUAUCCUUGGCCAAGUUCUGUGGUAAUCUGGAGACUCUAAACAUUGUUGGUUCUGAGGAUGUCUCUGCCGAUGCCAUGAAGACACUGGCUACUGCUUGCGGAAGCAGCCUUAAAAUCUUAAGUAUGGAUGGAUGUCCAAACGUUUCUGAUUAUUUAGUGAGUUGUAUUUUAUGUCAAUGCAGAAACCUUGAGGCCUUGGGCGUUAGGUGCUGUGAAGAGUUGACUGAUGUGGCUUUUCAGCUUAAAAGCAAUGUGGAGCCUGGAUUGAGUUUGCAGAUGUUGGAUAUUAGUUACUGUGAAAAGAUCAGUGUUGGGUAUAUGCAUUCUUGUGAGUAAAUGCCCUUCUCCGAAAAAUUUGUAUGUGAGUUCAUGCCCGCAUAUAACAGGCUGAUUUCCAUCUUCCUAAAUGCCGCGAUAUUCACUUUUUAUAUAGUGGUAUCACUGAGCAUGUCCAUGCCGUGUUUUUUUUUUUUUUUUUAAGGUGAGCUUGCUGUGUUUCUUUGGUACCAUAUAUAUAUAUUUUAAGAGAUUGGCUUCUUUGCUA